AUCCCUUUCACGAUUACUCUCGAAACCCGAACUCAUCUACACCCCGUCCCAUCCCUUGCAACGGAUUUCGGCCACUCCACUGUCGAACCUCUCUAAUCUUCUUAUAAACUAAUACACAAUCAAUCAUGGGUCUCUGCUUUUGUCCCUUCGGUGGGCUUGUUAGCUGCGUAAAGACAUUCCUUGGCGUCUCAUCCGCCGUGUCAUGCUGCGUUUUCACAUUAGGCAGUGGGCUUCAUAUGGCCUUCAAUGACGAGGCAGAGGAUUCGGAGCUCUGGGAUGAGAAGUCUAAUCGAAGAAUACUUUGGUCAUAUGAUGAUGAGCCUUCGGUUUGAACCAUGCACCGUGUAUUUCUCCCGGCAGCCUUUGGUUCAUAGCCUCCGGUGCUGGCGUUUUCUACUGUACUCGAUUGCAUUUUCGACAUUUCGUAUUCUUUUAAGUCUGUUCUUGAAAGGAGUUGUACAAGUUCAAGGAGUUCAGUGGUUGGAGAAGUUGGGGGGCGAAGUCUAUUCGCCCGGUCAUGCAUGCGUUUCGGAUCAAGCUUUGGAAAAGCCUGUAUGCAAGAAUGAGCUUGCGACUCAAGCGCUGCAAUGAAUGACUUUCAGGUUCUUCAUGAAAGGCUACCAUUUAAUUAACUUUACUUGUAUGGGAAAGACUGGCUCGAGAUUCCUCAUAUGCUACGUUGGUAAUGGCUAUCACACUUCUACA
Messenger RNA from Fusarium odoratissimum NRRL 54006, 705 nucleotides. RefSeq lists its product as uncharacterized. The record is from RefSeq and is a predicted model, not a curated record. The transcript is spliced from 2 exons. Bases 247 to 591 code for a protein of 114 amino acids. Lineage: Eukaryota; Fungi; Ascomycota; Sordariomycetes; Hypocreales; Nectriaceae.